UCCGCCUCCCGCUCCUCCUCCUUCCCGGGCCGGCCGGAUCCUCCGAGACGGUGAUGAUGGGGGGCGGAGGAGGCGCCUGAGGUGACCGGGCCGCCUGGCACCGAGCGAGGGAGGAGAAGACGAAGAGGCGGCAGGGGAAGAAGCGCCUCUGCGCGGCCGGGAGACGGACGAGGAGGGCGGGCAGCAGCUGGCCGGGCCUCUCGGCUGCUCCUCUUCCCUUCUCCCUUCUCCUCUCCACCCUGUGGUGUUAAAAGGACAUCUCUGUGGGGAGCUGGAUAGGAUAUAUACACUUUCCUCUUUUUCAGCACUUUCUGCCUCACGGUUUCCUCUCUCCCCAUUAAUCUCUUUAUUUCGGAGCUCCCACCUCCCUCUCUCUCUUCUAUUUAUUUAUUUUUAAUUCCCCCCCCCCGCGUUUAUUUCUCAUUUCUUCUCGCCUUUCCUUCCUCAAAUAACCCCUUCUCCAUUGGCAUUUUUGUCAAAUAUUCCCCAUUGGGGAGGAGGGGGGCUCCUUUCUUCCUUCUUUUCUUCCUAGGGGAGUAAGUUUUAGGACGGCACCCCCCCCAAAAAAAAACCGUGCCUCCCUAUUCCCGUGUAUAAGACUUACUAUAUUCCCCCCCCCCAUUUUUUUAAGUUUAAAAACUGGGGGUCGUCGUCUACACGGUUGCAAUUCAUUAUUUCUUAAUUUGGGGGCUCCAAUUCAUUCUUUCUUAAUUUGGGGCUCCAAAAAAGGGGUCGUCUUAUGCAUGGGGGGCGUCUUAUACAUGGAAAAAUACAGGAAUUAAAAUUCCCCUGCACUCAGUUCUGCCCACCUUCCCUUUUCCGCUGCCUCCAUCCUUCCCCCUUUCCCGAUGCUUUUCCCCUCUCAACCUUCCCCAUUCCCUUUUCCUUCCUCCUCUUUCCUUUUAAACUCUCCUUCCUUGCCCCCCCCCCACUUUCUUUCCUUCCUCCCUCCCCAUCUCCUGCUUCCUCAGCCCAGCCCACCUCCCCCCCCCCCACAGUUCCAGCUGUGCAGUUAAUCCAGUCUGGCUUUGUGUCUGAUGGGGAGCGGAUGUGCCUUUCCUUGCUGGGGUGAAGCCCCUCUUGGACCCCUUCUUUUUGGGUGCCAGACCUCCACCCCCCCACCAACAACAUGCCUCUUCUGGUAAGCGGCAGGUAAGCAUGCUCAAUGGGGGUGGGGGCAGCAUCCCCUUCAUUAUGGAAAUUGCUUUUUUAUCAUUAUUAUUAACUGCUAAAGGCUUUCCGAUUGCCAUCUUCAAGGCAUGUUUCUUAACAUUCUGGGAAAUUUAAUGAACCGUAAUAUUCUUCCUUAACAUCAGUGCUUUUUUCUGGGGGGACGCAGGGGUGCGCAUACCCCUAAACAUUUUGUGAAUCUAAGUUUGGCCUCAUCAAGGAGCAGUAUUUCAACAUGAGUAGGAAAAUGAGAGUACCCCUAAACAUUUUUUUUAAGGAAAAAAAGCACUGCUUAACAUUAUGGGGAAAGUGUAUCUGGGGGGUUAUUGGAACUGGAGUUGGGGGGUCUGUUAUUUGCAUUGGCCGGGUAUCUUUCUGGUGGGAAGAGGAGUAGGCUGUAUUCUGACAAAAUCUGGCUCGCUGUUGGUUUCAUAACUGCCGUCGCAGAAAUGUAACUUCUUUUUUAGAAAACAGCUGAAGGCAAAACUUUUAAAUGAGUCUGUGCCUUUAAGGUUGGAAUUGGUGCUCGGUAAUAAAUUUUGAUUCAAGAAGUUCCCAGUUUUAACCCGCUCUAGGGAUGUGUAUUAAAAAAUGGAUAGGCAAAUAAAUGUUUAGGAUCCUUGACUGCAUUUCUCAAGGUUUUUCUGGACAGCAUCUACUAGUGAGUAACCAAGCAUUUGACUGUGUUACGGGUCACUUCAGUAUCUUAUAUCCACCCAUGGCAGAAAGUGAUAUUCGGCUGACAUGCUGUCCUUAUUUCAAAGGAUUUCCCUUUAUUCUGGAAUAUCCCCAUCUCAAAACCAAGCACUGCACUUAUUUUUAAAAACUUUGAUAUGCCCAUCACACUUUGGAUGCCCACCACACUUUUCAAAAGUUAAAAAGCGAGGCUUUCUUCUCUUUGAGAUGACAUUUCCAAGUGUAGCUGCUUCUAGCUCUACUUCAUACAUGGCACGCAUUUUACAUCUCGUGUCUUGAAACAUGCAUGGAAAUGCCACUUAAGAAUGACUAAAAUUCCGGCCUGAUUCACUGCCACCUUCUAUUCUGGAAAUAUUCCGGAAGCGAUUCGUUCAAAGCCAAACCUAGGUCUUAAGAUGUGUGUCCUUUAUUAUAAUGAUAAUUAUAAUAAUAGAUAAUGAUGCUUAUAAUAAUACUAUAGCAGCAACACUAGUUGUGUGUGUCUUAUGGAGAAACCACAAGGAACUAAAAUGCUUGUUCUUGCCUUUUAAUGGUAGCUCAGUAGCUGUUGAGAUCUAGGCUGACAAAAUACAUGAAAUAGCUCUGGAUUGUUUGUUUGGCCCUGCUUACAAUACAUGUGUAAAUAUUUCUGGUCUCAUAUUGACACGUGUGUGUGUGUGUACUAUUAUUAUUGUUACUAUUAUUAAUCUAUAUGCUACCCAUCUGACUGGGUUCCAACAGAUUAAAGCACAAUACCACAUCAAACAUUAAAAACUUCCCCAAACAGGACUGCCUUCAGAUGUUUUCUAAAAGUCAGAUAGUUGUUUAUUUCCUUGACAUCUGACGGGAGGGUGUGACUACCAAGAAGGCCCUCUGCCUCACUAGAUGUUUCAGGAUAUGGCAAUAUACUUUGAACACAAAUAGGUGCCUUCUUCUGUUUCUAGAAAUACAGCUAUUAGACUGUCCUUAGCUAGAAUAUAAUUUUUACGAGAUGACAUUUAAAAAUAAGCAACUAAAUAUCCACUUUGUUGUAUUUAAGGAAACAUUUUAAAUAGAAUUGGUGUUUUCAUUUUACCGUACUCUUUUUAUUUUUGGAGUGUUAACAGGGCUUCUUUUUUAAAAUGAAAUUAUGAUAAAUACCUAUUGAGGAUCUCAAUUCUGGUUGAAUUUCAGAUCCAUAAUUAAGCUAAAUAUAUUUCUGUGUAGGGGGAGAAACAAAUUGUGGAUAUUUAAAUGGGAGCUGCACAAGAGUAAUAUUUUUUCUUCAGUUUCCAUUCAUUUGAAUGAGCCUUGCAAAGGAGAACCCAAGGCAUUCUGUCCCCUUUCAUGCCUGGAGAUGACAAUGGAUUGAAUAAACUGAGGCUUAACCCAGAUAAGAUAGAGAGGCAGUAGGUGGAUGGUUUGUCUGCCAAGUUGAGUGGGUGGUUUUUGUUUUUAUUUUUAUUAUGUAUUUUGUGGUUUUAUCUUGUGAACCACCCUGACACCUGCGGGUCUAGGGCAGUAUACAAAAUUAAUAAUAAUAAUAAAAAAAAACCUAUUCUGGAUGUGGUUGCACUCCCCUUAAAUCAUGGGUAGGCAAACUAAGGCCUGGGGGCCUUCUAAACCGGCCCAGAGAUGGUCCAGGAAUCAGCGUGUUUUUACAUGAGUAGAAUGUGUGCUUUUAUUUAAAAUGCGUCUCUGGGUUAUUUGUGGGACAUAGGAAUUCGUUCACCCCCCCAAAAAAAAAAUACAGUCCGCCCCCCAAGGUCUGAGGGACAGUGGACUGGCCCCCUGCUGAAAAGGUUUCCUGACCCCUGCCCUAAGUGAUCCAAUUUGCAGUUUGGAGGUAAAGUGGUACCUCGGGUUAAGAACUUAAUUCGUUCUGGAGGUCCGUUCUUAACCUGAAACUGCUCUUAACCUGAAGCACCACUUUAGCUAAUGGGGCCUCUCACUGCCGCCGCACCGCUGCUGUGCGAUUUCUGUUCUCAUCCUGAAGCAAAGUUCUUAACCCGAGGUACUAUUUCUGGGUUAGCGGAGUCUGUAACCUGAAGCGUCUGUAACCCGAGAUACCACUGUACUCAGCAUCCAAUAUUGUCAUGACUAGAGGCACAGGUGUCCUCGGGGGCUGAAAAUGUCCUGCCUUUUAUCGACUUCUGGUGAGAAAUCGGCUACAAUCUUACUUGGACAGAGAUAGCUUGGCUACGGUACGGUCAGCCAUGCUCUGAUAACCUCCCCUUAGAUUAUUGUGUUAUGUAUGUAGCUGCCUUUGAAAACAAUUACCUUGUUAGUCCAAAAUGGGGCAGUGAGAUUGUUGACCAGGACUAGGCAACUGAAACAUAUUAUGCUAGUACAUUAUCAGAUAUUCUGGCUUCUUGUUUAUUUCCAGGCAGUUUUGGGCCAGGUUACCAGUAGGAUUGCAUCCUCCCACAUAUACCCAGACCUUGAGUCCAUGAUCUCUGAGUACUACCACCAGGUGUGAUCCAACUAGUAGUGAUAAGGCCUUCUCAGUAAUAUCACCCUGGUUGUGGAUUGCCCUCCCCAGAGAGCCUCACCUGACCCCUGUUGUGUAUUUUUUUCUGGUGCCAGGUGAAUACAUUCUUAUCCUUCCAGGAUUCUGAGGGAGGUUUUGGCUUUUAAGGUACCAAUUUUAUUGAUUUUUCUCUGGCAUUAUGUGUUUUAUAAGGGAUUUGUACCAAGAAAGAAAAGAAAGAAAGAAAGAAGAGGUUUGUACUUUGUACUGCUGAAUUUUAGUAGUAUUUAUGUAUUACACCUGAAAGUGAGGUCCUUCAGUUCACCACCCAGAGAAACAAACAAGAUGAAUUUUAACUGGGAGAAAUGUAAAGUAUUGCACUUGGGCAAAAAAAAUGAGAGGCACAAAUACAAGAUGGGUGACACCUGGCUUGAGAGCAGUACAUGUGAAAAGGAUCUAGGAGUCUUGGUUGACCACAAACUUGACAUGAGCCAGCAGUGUGACGCGGCAGCUAAAAAAGCCAAUGCAAUUCUGGGCUGCAUCAAUAGGAGUAUAGCAUCUAGAUCAAGGGAAGUAAUAGUGCCACUGUAUUCUGCUCUGGUCAGACCUCACCUGGAGUACUGUGUCCAGUUCUGGGCACCACAGUUCAAGAAGGACACUGACAAACUGGAACGUGUCCAGAGGAGGGCAACCAAAAUGGUCAAAGGCCUGGAAACGAUGCCUUAUGAGGAACGGCUAAGAGAGCUGGGCAUGUUUAGCCUGGAGAAGAGGAGGUUAAGGGGUGAUAUGAUAGCCAUGUUCAAAUAUAUAAAAGGAUGUCACAUAGAGGAGGGAGAAAGGUUUUCUGCUGCUCCAGAGAAGCGGACACGGAGCAAUGGAUCCAAACUACAAGAAAGAAGAUUCCACCUAAACAUUAGGAAGAACUUCCUGACAGUAAGAGCUGUUCGACAGUGGAAUUUGCUGCCAAGGAGUGUGGUGGAGUCUCCUUCUUUGGAGGUCUUUAAGCAGAGGCUUGACAACCAUAUGUCAGGAGUGCUCUGAUGGUGUUUCCUGCUUGGCAGGGGGUUGGACUCGAUGGCCCUUGUGGUCUCUUCCAACUCUAUGAUUCUAUGAUUCUAUGAAAUGCCAUAAAUAAAUAAGUAAUAUUGAUUAACGUAUGGAAGGAUGCAGUUUGAAUUUUCUGCCUCUGGCACCAAAGCAAAGGUCUAGCACAGUUUAGUACUCUUCACACUUCUUAUGUCUUACGUGCUGAUGACUAAGAAUCAUUUGCCAAAAACAGCAACUGAUAAAACAAAGUUUUUGCAUGAAGUAAUUUCCCCACCCCAUGGCACUAUCUCACUAUCACAGUGUGAUGCAGCAGCAAAAAAAGCUAAUGUUAUUCUCGGCUGCAUCAGUAGAAGUAUAGUGUCCAGAUCAAGGGAUGUAAUAGUACCACUCUAUUCUGCCUUGGUCAGACCACACCUGGAAUAUUGUGUCCAGUUUUGGGCACCACAAUUUUAAGAAGGGUGUUGACAAGCAGGAAGGUGUGCGGAGGAGGGCGACCAAGAUGAUCAGAGGUCUGGAAAUGAAGCCUUAUGAGGAGUUCUUGAAGGAGCUGGGUAUGUUUAGCCUGAAAAAGAGGAGACUGAGAGGAGAUAGGAGAGCCAUCUUCAAAUAUCUUAAGGGCUGUCGCAUGGAAGAGGGAGCAUGCUUGUUUUCUCCUGCUCUGGAGGGUAGGACUCGAACCCAUGGCUUCAAGUUGCAAGAAAGGAGAUUCCGACUAAACAUUCGGAAAAACUUUCAGACAGUAAGAACUGUUUAGCAGUUGAACAGACUCCCACUGGAGGUGGUGGACUCUCCUUCCUUGGAGAUUUCUAAGCAUCUUUCAUGGAUGCUUUAGCUGAGAUUCUUGCAUUGCAGGGCAUUGGACUAGAUGACCCUCGAGGUCGCUUCUAACUCUUAAGAUUCUAUGAUUCUCACAACUCAUGUGACCAGGCACACAAAUAAUGGUACCUAAUGCCUCUUUACUGAAACAAUGGGUUGGAUUUUGCUGGUCUUGCAUUCUGGGAGUACUCAAAUAGGGCCUGCUUUAACCAGACAUAUAUAGGAUUGCACUGUGAGUCUCCAAAUGACAAAAAAUACAACACUGCACAGUCCCCUCUUAAGUCUGCUGAAGAGCUGGCAGCCUGUUUUCUCAGCACUUUGUAGUUCAAGCCCAAUAUAUUUACUACAUUUUGAGUGCAUGUUAACAUCUGCAGAAUUGGGGCUACUAUAAGUACAAUUGUAGUCAGUUGUGCUUCAAUGAGUACCUGCAUUAAAAUACAACCAAUCUUUGAAACAAUAUUUUAUACAUACUGUUUUUAAAGAGAAAAUGUCUUUGGCACACAUGUUACAAAAUACCUGAACGGAAAAGAGAAUUUCCUCUUACCAUUUCUGCAGCUGAAGCUAGCUUUUAUAUUCACUACUGGACCAACAACAGUAAUCACUCCUGGGCAGAAAACUUUUUAAAAACAAAACAAACUUGCAAGCAGUUUUCACAACAUAUUUGCUUAUAGUGUAUGGUAACUUUCAUAGAAUGUGUGUCCUUGAUCUGCUUUAUAGUCUAAAUGGUGCUCUAGUAGGUUUUAUUCUGAUGCCUAUUUUGAGUUAAGCUGAGAGAGCCAUCUCUUGAGUGGUAGGAGGGAGGAACGAAUUGCCCUUAAGAACAGAAGAGUGCUGAUGGGCUGCAGCUUUUGGUAUUUGUCUGGUUUCUUACCAACAGCACAACCUUAACCAUGUCUACUCAAAUGUAAAUCCUGUUGAAGUGUAGGGACGCAGUGGCGCUGUGGUCUAAACUAUGGGUUGGCAAACUAAGGCCCGGGGGCCGGAUCCGGCUCAAUCGCCUUCUAAAUCCAGCGUCUGGAAAUCAGCGUGUUUUUUACAUGAGUAGAAUGUGUGCUUUUAUUUAAAAUGCAUCUCUGGAUUAUUUGUGGGGCGUAGGAAUUCAUUCAUCCCCCCCCCCAAAAAAUAUAGUCCACCCCCACCCCCACAAGGUCUGAGGGACAGUGGACCGGCCCCCUGCUGAAAAAGUUUGCUGACCCCUGACUGAGCCUCUUGGGUUUGCCAACCGUUGCUCUGUCCUAGCUUCUGCCAACCUAGCAGUUGAAUUCAACCCUGAGCAAAUGGAACUAAGAUUGCAGUUUAAAUUACACUGGGAUAGCAAAUACUAUUUGUUUGCAGCCUGCAUGUAUGCGGUUAUAACACAUUCAUUGCUCCUAUGGAUUUAUUACUGGAGAUAGAAUUUCUCUCUUUAGGGAAAUGCAGGCUUAUGGAUUCCCUGGUCUUUAUCAGCCACCUGGAGGUUAUCCAUACUUCCACUUGCCCAGUGCCUAGAAAGCAUGGGUCCGGGCAGUUUUCCACAUGUCCCAUACUUUCUAGCAAGGGUCAUAAAAUCAUAGAAUUGUAGAGUUGGAAGGGACCCCGAGGAUCAUCUAGUCCAACCCCCUGCUGUGCAGGAAUCUCAGUGGUUUUGCCCUUGCCCUUCCACUUUCCCAUGGAAAACCUGCUCUUUGGCAAUAAAUCAGAGCAAACGUCAAUCUGGAGAGAACCCAAUUGACAUUUGCUCUGAUUCAGCAGUAAAUAUUGGAUUUUCCCAGGGGAAAGCAGUGGUGCAAGGGCAAGUCUGGAUAUGAUCUUAGUCUCAGAAGAAGAGUGUUAUUCUGGGCCUCUUAUAUCUGUCCACACAUGAUGCAGGGUCCAAAGUAACUGGUUUCAGACUUCUCCAAUCUUCUGCUGUCCUUCCUGUUGUUGUGAAGAUCAGUCAAAUUUCUCCUAGUUGCUAGUCCAGGGGUGUCCAAACUUUUUAAAAAGAGGGCCAGAUUUGAUGAAGUGAACAUGCAUGAGGGCUGAACAAAGUUGUUGACCCUUUUUUUAGGAUUUUACCCCAAAGUUGAGUUGUUGACCUUUUUUUUAGAACCACAGAGAGGAACUGUCUAUGAGGGCCGGAUUAGAACGGACUUUGGAUAUGCCUGAUCUACUCACUAGCUGUAUGAGAGAAGUGAAAAGGAACAAUGUUGGCUUCCAUUCUCUCCCUGAGAUAAGUGUCCAUUGCGAUUGCAACCAACAAAAGAGACAGUCCUGUGUCAAAGAACAACGAAUCAAACUCCUCCGCAGUAUUUUUCAUGCUCUGAUUACUUCCCUGUGGCGGAAUCAUAUGGUCCAAAAGGAAGCCUUUAUUUUAUUGUCUGUGUGUGGGAGCUAGCUGCGUGCUUAAGUGUUUUGUCAAAGGCAGGAUGCUUUUAAAAGGCUUUCAGUGUGUGCCCACUAACAAGUAAAUUGUACAUGAAAGACGUGAGCAUCCUUUCUGCUGAGACCUAUGUCACAUCCGCUCUGUUUCUUAGUGAAAAUAAAACCUACAAAGCAGAUGCUCAUAAUGUGGCUUAUCAAAUGGCCCAUUCCAUCAGUGUUGCCCUCUGGGUGAAAAUAUACUUAAUAUCUACGUGGUCUUUUGUUCUUAUCUUUGUUGCUGGCAUUAGUGAACAUAGAGCUAUAUGCAUUUAUUUGGUUCAGAUAUCCUUGGGUUAUGAAGAUGUCGUUAAAGCCUGAUUUGUGGGGGGUUGGGAUGUAGACUUAGGGGAAGGAGAACAAGUUAAAGCAUGAUAUUAAGCAAGUCUGUACAGCUGGCGUGAAUCCCAAUUUAUGUGAGUGUUCCUCGUCUAAACCAAGGGUGGUUGGGAAUUUUCUGUUGUCUUGCUGUGUUGUUAAAAUGGAAAUGUCCUUACAUUAAGUUACUGAGGUUACGCUGGCGAUCUUGUACAUUUAGAAUUUUGUAUUUGCAUAAGACCUUGUUCUGGUUUUUUGGACCUCCUUUUUGUGUUAAUGUACUAUUAGGUUCCUCUAGCCUUCAAAAUGGUGCUGGCUAAGCAUAACAUUAAUAAAUAGCCCCUUUCUCUUGCUCAUUUGAAGAGGAGGAGACAAUGUCUGAGAAAUCAGUGGUAUCUACCCUCGGGGAAUAGGACACAGACACUGGGUGUCUCUCAGUAGCAAUAUUGUGAGGGUAAAUAUAAUGAAGGGAAUAGAUUAAUUAAAUGGAGAGAAGACCCGAGAGCUGCUUUUUUCAGUCAUCUCAGUCCAUUUAAGAAGAAGAGGUGGAGAGCUGAGCUGGGAGAAAUAGAAAUGUAAGCGUGGUGUAAAAUGGUUGCUCCAAAGGUCUGGUGGAAAGCCCUGUUUCUGUGCGUACAGAUGAGCUCCUUCCUCUUUAUCUUCAGCUGGGCAGGGGAAAUAUGCUUUGAGUUAUAAACAUGGAGAAGAAUGUGUGUGCGCGCGCUUAGAUUUCUCCAAAGGUUAUGGCAUGUGUAAGAUAAUAUUUCUCUGCAGAAGAAUGUUUAUUGUUAAGAAAGAGGGUUUAUUGCUUUUGAUUUAUAGUCCAACAUAUCCCAACCGCGCAAGGUGAUAAACAUUAUGUUUGUUUAAAUAAAUCUUUAUCAGCAAUGGAAGUGACACUGUUUUUCAUACCAUUUACAGAUGAGGCACCAGAUUUGUGUCUUGGGCUGCAAUGUGAACACUAGGGAGUAAGCCCCACUGAGCACAGUGGGACUUAGAGUAAGCCUACAUAGGAUUGCUUAGUCCAGGCAUCCCCAACCUUCAGCCCUCCAGAUGUUUUGGACUACAAUUCCCAUCAUCCCUGACCACUGGUCCUGUUAGCUAGGGAUCAUGGGAGUUGUAGGCCAAAACAUCUGGAGGGCCACAGGUUGGGGAUGCCUGGUUAGUCUAUCAUCAGAGAUCAACAAGGGAAACAUUUCUCUGUGGAGGUUUUUCUACCCUUGACCUCUCAGUGGCUUUUGAUAUGACAUAAAAGAAAAGAUUAACGGAUUGUUGUUUUUUAAGUGCCCUGAUUUUCUUCCAAAAAUGGCAUUCAAGUCUUGAAAUAACCACAAGCAUCAUAACAUAAAAUACUGUAUUAUAAUUAACAGCAGGUUCAAGCAGUUUAAAACCAAGAGAACAAAAUCCCAAAGACAUAACCUCAAACAGUUAACAAACAAAAGCACUCAAGCUAGCAGAAAAAACCCACUGGUCACCAUUAGAACAGUGUUACCAGUCACCAAAGGCUCACAUAAACAAAGACAGGCUUUGCCUGAUGCCUAAAAGAUAAUAAGGACAGCUCCAGGUGAACAUCCAUUUCCAUUUCCGGGGGCCAGCGGCUUAACUUCAGACUAGGGGGUUGCCUGAAGAAGGCCUCCAGUCACUAUCUCAUCUGUCCAGGAGAAGACAGCACUUAAAGUACCUUGUUCCCAGGUCAUGUAAAUCUAUGGCUAUCAAAACUAGACCUUUGGCAACACAUGAAAUAGGAGAGGGCAACUUUUGAGUAAACAUGCAUAGAAAUCACUUGAAAUUUUUGAAGACAUUUCAGAAGAAGUUUGGCGUAGAACACAUUGUGUUAAUUGUGACUUCUUUUGGACCUCCUGCUGGAGUCAAUAGGAAUAAGCCGGGCAGCUUUAUGCUGGUUCUAAUGCUCUCCAGGCAGUUGAGGGUUUACUCCUUUGUGGACACGUGUGAGCUGUUCUGUAAAGUUUCAUAGCCCUCUUUCUGUCUGUAUAAUAUCUGUAUAAAAUCACCGAGUGAAAUCAUUUCGUGUGCGGAUGAUGCCUGACUCCAUUUUCCCUUUAGAACAGACCCAAAAGCAGCAGCUUCGGCUGCAAACAAGCUUGUGGAGACCAUAAUUACCGUAUUUUUCGCUCUAUUGGAUGCACUAUAGGAGGGGGAGAACGGGGGGGGGGUUCUUGUUCUCCCCCUCUAAGUCAAGGUGCGUUCAAGGUGCGUUCACCCGAAGCCUCCGGAGCCCAGCGGGAGUUCCCGCUGGGCUCCGGAGGCUUUGGGUUCCUUUCAACCUGCUCUUUGGGGCUGGCGGGGGGGGAGCGCUGCUUUCCCCACCGCCAGCCUCCAAACCAGGUCGGGUUUGGAGGCUGCUAUCCGCAAGCCUUGGGAGCCUGACGAGCACUCCCGCCGAGCUCCCAAGGCUUGCGGAUAGCUUCCUGAAGCCUGGAGAGCGAGAGGGGUCAGUGUGCACCGACCCCUCUCUCUCUCCAGGCUUCAGCGAAAGCCUCCAUUCGCUCCAUAGGACACACACACAUUUCCCCUUCAUUUUUGGAGGGGGAAAAGUGCAUCCUAUAGAGCGAAAAAUACGGUAGAUGGAUUUACAAAAUGCUGCCAAUGCCAGCUAGUAGUCCCUUUUCUCCAGGGGUCAGUUUCCACUUGAUGAAUAAUAGUCUUUCUCUUUUGGUGAACCAAGUUCACAGUCUUGCUGUGCUCCAGCAUCUACUGCAGGUGUGGAGGAACCUUUGGGCCCUGUAGAUGUCGUUGAACUACAACUCCCAUCAUCUCUGGCCAUUGGCCAGGUUUGCUAGUGCUGAUGUGAACUGUAGUUCAGCAACAGCUGGAGGGCCAAAGGUUCCCCACUCCUGGUCUGCCAUUAGAAGCAGAGCUGAAACAGAGCAGUGGCUAAGGGCAGGUUCCACCAACUGGUCAUUUGGACGGCAGUCUCACUGUAUCUCUUAUCCAUUCUUCUUCAGUAACUUCCAGGCUAGACUCUCUGAUGCAGUCUGAGAGGCGCAGAGAAGCCCACCCACCAAAAGUAUUUGGAAACAUUCGUUGGUGUGCAAUGCAGGGGUCUGGCUUUUUGUGAAGGCUAGUCACCAAAAUUGUGUGACAUUGCACCUGUUCUAAACUACACUGGCUUCUUGUUGGUUUCCAGACAGACUUCACACAAAGUGUGGAAGAGGCUGUCCUCUUAAUCUCUAGCACAUGGCUGUGGCCUUUUCAAUUGUAGGCCCUCUAGGGAAUCUAAGCGUUGUAAAAAGGUAGAAGGUAAAGGACCCCUGGAUAGUUAAGUCCAGUCACAGGCGACUAUGGAGUUGCGGUACUCAUCUCGCUUUUCAGGCCGAGGGAGCGGGCGUUUGUCCACAGGCAGCUUUCCGGGUCAUGUGGCCAGCAGGACUAAACUGCUUCAGGCACAACGGGACCCUGUGAUGAGUGCCAGAGUGCACAGAAACACUGUUUAUCUUCCCACCACAGUGGUACCCAUUUAUUUACUAGCACUGGUGUGCUUUCGAACUGCUAGGUUGGCAGAAGCUGGGACAGAGCAACGGGAGCUUACACCAUCACGCAGAUUCGAACCACCAACUUUCCAAUCGGCAAGCCCAAGAGGCUCAGUGGUUUAGACCACAGAGCCACCCACUCCCCUAAGCAUAGUGCUACCAUCUUUUAAGAGAGGUUAAAACAUCUUGUAGUUUUGAUACAGUACUUUGUUUUAUUUGUGUGUAAACCACAUUGAGUUAAAAUAUUUGCCUUAAAGGUAGCUUGUAUGUGGCUUAAUAAUAAGUAAUAUUAAAAUACUCGUUUAAAAAUGCCUCAGAGGUUCAAGUACCCUUGCUCCAUAUUAUAAAUGUAUUAUGUUCCAUUUGCAUGUUUCUUACUCCCUGGGGCCAGCAGUGUGUUUAGAUAAACAUUAAACUGUAGGGGAGGCAAACAAAGGCAUGUGUUGUGCAUGAGUUGAAUCUUGAAAAAGGCUUAAUUUUGGUAGUGUCAUUUCCCCCCCCUCUUGCAAUCCCUUAAAAAAAAAAAAGCCAUCCAUCAUGGUCUUUCAAAAUUGCUUUCAUGAAAGGAACUGGAUUUUAUAUAAUCCUCUUCAAUAUGUAAAGCCCUAGAUACUUCAAGUGCCUUGGGGGUGUCCCUUAAAAAGAAAAAGAGAAAACCCUUCAUCUUGAAAAGCAAGUGACAAGAGUACCAAGAGAUUCCCAGUAUGUAACUUAUGUAUUUUUAAUUAAUUUCUGUCUUGAGUGUGACCUGAAAGUGUCAGUAUAGAAUAACAUCUCUUAACAUCACACUUAUGUGAACUAAUAUUGAACAAGCAUAACGUGAAUCUUUUGAGCAUGUAAUAUUUCUUGGCCUACUUUGCCUCUCUUCUGGGGGUUUUGCUCUUGAAUGACUCACUGGCAUGAAUAUAUAUAUAGCAUUUGUCUAAAAAGGACAGGCAAAGCAAAAUCCUCUCCAACAGCUCUCAGCUACCUGGUGCCCUCCAGAUGUUUUUGACCACAAUUCCCAUCACCACCAGUCACUAUGAAGGGGGCGGACAUCUGGGGGGAAAGCAUUUGGCAACCCCACCCGCCAUUGAACCCAAUGUGUUUUGACUUUAUAUGAUUUUGGCCUGUGUAAGUUGCAGGUUUACUGUACAGCACUUGUCCCAACGGCGUGGUGGUGGUCCUAGAAGUAUGCCCACUUCCAGCGAUGACGUUAAGCCGUCUCUGCAGUUUAUCUCUCAUAACAUGAUCAUGGAGGAAGUCCUUGAGAGCUAAUUAAGUUAGAAUUGUGUUUCAGGUAAUACAGAGGUCCAUCAGCCACAGUUCCAUUUGUCUGGAAGCACUGGAAGUCACACCUAUUUACCAUGGCCUUUUGCACUUAAGUUGUACAUUUUGAGGACCCUUUGUUACUCUAUUAUUUGUAGUUGUUUCCCCAGCUGUUGUUAGACUACAACUCCCAUCAUCCCUAGCUAGCAGGACCAGCAAUCAGGGAUGAUGAGAGUUGUAGUCCAGCAACAGCUGGGGAUCCAAGUUUGAGCAACACAGAUUUAAAAUACCGUAUUUUUCGCCCUAUAGGACGCACCGGCCCAUAGGACACACCUAGUUUUUUGGGGUGGAAAUAAAGAAAAAAAAAUUAUUCCCCCCCAGCCGUGGCUUCAGCGCGCCCCACACUCCUGGCAGCAGGCUGCUAUCCGCAGCCUAGGGAGCCCUGCAGGAACUCCUGCAGGCUCCCCAGGCUUGCUGAUAGCUUCCUGAAGCCUGGACAGCGAGAGGGGUCGUUGCGCACUGACCCCUCUCGCCCUCCAAGCUUCAGCGAAAGUCUGCAUUCGCCCCAUAGGACGCACACAGAUUUCCCCUUCAUUUUUGGAGGGAAAAAAGUGUGUCCUAUAGGGCAAAAAAUACGAUAAUAAAGAAUUUGGAAUUCUGGUAGUUGUUCUUUUUUAAUAAAAAAACAACAUUAAGCAAGUAACUAUGGGUAUUCCAGUAGCUGGCACAAAUGCUAAUAUUUAUAGUUCCACAGGUAAAAAGGAUCUUGCAUGAAUAUGGUGUCCAAGUGAUCUAAUCGCCUUGAUCUGAAUAUCAGUGGAAUAAGCUAGCAAGAUAUAACUUGGAGUUUAGCUUUGAUUUGCAUUUCCACCCACAAACGUUUCAAAAUAUCAAAUAAAAUACGAUUGUCCUGAUUCUGUGGCAGAUAUAGAUUAUCUGAUUCAACCUCUCCCUCCAAUUAAUUAAUAACGCUUUCCUAAGUGGAUAUCUGCCAGCCAAGGCUUGAUUCUUGGAAACAAGUUAACCCCUUAAUUCCCAAACCACACCACAUACAGGAUUUUUAAAGCAGUAGAAUGCCUCCACGCAAUGUCUGCCACAUUGAGCUCCUGAAGGAAGUAUGGUAUAACAAAAGAGGAAGAAUAUACGGUAUUUAGUGCUUGUCUCUGUAUGAACUUAAUGGAUUAAGUACAAUUCUAAUCACCCCACAGAAACCAGUGUAGUCCUUUCCUUUCCAAUAGAGCUUCUGUUGUGCUGCUGGGCACACGAGCACUGUGGCCGGGCCCUUUAUGUCAAGAUGCUCUUCAAAUCCUCCCCUAGGAACAUGCAGCAGCGUGCACUAUCCUUGCUCCUUGUUUGCAGCUCUACUGCUUUUCCUGGAAGUAGUUUGCAGCUUUACUGCUUUUCCUGGGGAAGGACAAGCCACCAGAUAUUCCUAGGGAGGGUGCAGAAAGGCUGUGAACAGCCGGGCUCUGACGCUUUGUCUCUGGGUGAUGGAAGCCUGAGUGUAUGCUUGGGUUUAUCACACAUGUACUCAUAAUGUAAAGGGACGUAGGUGGCACUGUGGGUUAAACCACAGAGCCUAGGGCUUGCCGAUCAGAAGGUCGGCGGUUCGAAUCCCCGCGAUGGGGUGAGCUCCCGUUGUUCGGUCCCUGCUCCUGCCAACCUAGCAGUUCAAAAGUACGUCAAAGUGCAAGUAGAUAAAUAGGUACCACUUCGGUGGGAAGGUAAACGGCAUUUCUGUGUGCUGCUCUGGUUCUCCAGAAGCGGCUUAGUCAUGCUGGCCACAUGACCUGGAAGCUGUACGCCGGCUCCCUCAACCAAUAAAGCAAGAUGAGUGCCGCGACCCCAGAGUCGUCUGCGACUAGACCUAAUGGUCAGGGGUCCCUUUUCCCUUUACCUUUCACUAAUAACGUAAGCUGAGGACUGUCUUUUUUGUUUUCGUAGGUACAUCCGAACAGCACCUGAUGGAAGCUUUCUGAGAUAGAAACUGGCUCCAGAGGAUUUGGCAACGGUAGCCUUGGAACUUUUAUGAAUCCGGUUGCAUUUGUGGGGAAAUGGCAGAAAAUAAAGAAAGGAGUCCUAAAAAUCCAGAUGUGAGGCCUAAAACCAGCCGGAGUAGAAGCGCAGACAGAAAGGACGGCUAUGUGUGGAGCGGAAAGAAGCUUUCCUGGUCAAAAAGGAGUGAAGGCAGUGCUGACGCUGAAACAGCCAGCACCUCAGGGAAAUCCAUGUUUAGUUUAAGGAACCAGGAGAGGAAACACAGCUGUUCCUCUACUGAGCUAGACUUGGAGCGUUCCUGCGGCCACAGACUCCUAGGCCGCUCCCUUAAGCAGAAACUGCAGGAUGCUGUGGGCCAGUGCUUUCCCAUAAAGAACUGCAGCAGUCGACAUUCUUCGGUGCUUCCAUCAAAGAGAAAGAUCCAUAUCAGCGAGCUCAUGCUGGACAAGUGUCCUUUCCCGCCACGAUCCGAACUGGCCUUCCGGUGGCAUUUAAUCAAACGGCACACUGCCCCGGUAAGACAGGCGUCCGAAAGUUGGUUAAGUAUGGAGCCGUCACAAGGUGAAGGGAGGAACGGGGAACUCAGGGGCGUUGAGAGUACCGAAGGAGGCGAGUCAGCGGUUUUGCAGGCAUGCAGCGUUCCUGACGUUGCAGCCUGCAGGUGCGACCCUCAAGGUGACCCUGCCGCAGGCAAGCAGCUAAGGAACAGCAGAGAGGAAAGUGACAUGGACUCCGACGAUGAGGUGGUGACACUCUGCACUAGCUCCAGGAAGAGAAACAAGCCACGGUGGGAAACGGAUGACGAGCUGCUGCAGCUGGAAACCCCUCCUAAAUAUCACACCCAGAUAGAUUAUGUUCAUUGUCUUGUCCCUGACCUCCUUCAGAUCAAUAAUAAUCCCUGCUACUGGGGAGUGAUGGAUAAAUACGCUGCAGAAGCACUUUUAGAUGGGAAGCCAGAAGGGACUUUUUUGCUGCGAGACUCUGCCCAGGAAGAUUACUUGUUCUCGGUCAGUUUUAGGCGUUACAGCCGGUCCCUUCAUGCCAGGAUCGAGCAGUGGAAUCACAACUUCAGCUUUGAUGCUCACGACCCAUGCGUCUUCCAUUCUCCCGACAUCACUGGACUCCUGGAACAUUACAAAGAUCCAAGCUCUUGCAUGUUCUUUGAGCCACUUCUCUCGACUCCCUUAAACAGGACUUUCCCCUUUUCCCUUCAACAUAUAUGCAGGACAGUUAUUUGCAACAACACGACUUACGAUGGCAUAGACGCCCUUCCCGUUCCGCCCUCUGUGAAGUUGUAUCUGAAAGAAUAUCACUAUAAGUCCAAAGUUAGAGUCCUCAGGAUUGAUGUACCAGACCAGCAACUCUAGAAGACUUUCGGAGAGACCUUUGGGAGUCUCUGUCCUUUCCCCUCUAAAUAAUUGUUUUCCCCUGGAAAAAAAUUAUUUAUAGUCUCAACUGAACUCUGCCUGAGCCUUAUGGUCCAAAUAGAUUUUUAUUCUGCAGCUCCAACAGGCAGAUUUUUUGGGUGAAGACACAAAAUCUGUGCUUUUAUUGGUAAUAAUAUUCUAUAGGGUUUUAUGGAAUUUCAAGUAGAUUUUUUUUAAGUUUUCACUCAAGCCUAACCUUUUAGAUUGAAGCUAAGUCAAAAUGAAUUUUGACUUGUCUUUUAUAUACUGUGAUUUAUAUGCAGUACAGGCAUGUUUGAAACACUGUAUGCAAUGUCUACUCAAGAGUGACUAAUUUGUAUUUUAUACCUUUCUUUGAAAAUUAGUACUUGGUCCUCUCUAUAAAAAGUAAAAUUAAUGUCUAUUUAUGAUG
Molecule: messenger RNA, 17409 nt
Organism: Podarcis lilfordi (Lilford's wall lizard)
Lineage: Eukaryota; Metazoa; Chordata; Lepidosauria; Squamata; Lacertidae
Source: the annotation of a GenBank genome assembly